Molecule: messenger RNA, 5608 nt
Organism: Chiroxiphia lanceolata (lance-tailed manakin)
Lineage: Eukaryota; Metazoa; Chordata; Aves; Passeriformes; Pipridae
Gene: IRS1
Product: insulin receptor substrate 1
Biological process (GO): insulin receptor signaling pathway
Cellular component (GO): plasma membrane; cytosol
Molecular function (GO): phosphatidylinositol 3-kinase binding; insulin receptor binding
Source: RefSeq, a predicted model, not a curated record
CCUGAGCCGCGGCGGCGGGCGGAGGGGGCUGGACUGGCGAGCGCGGCCCCCGCCGCCUGUUUUGGUGCGGGGCGCCGGGAAACUCCGAGGAGAAGCCGGCGGAGAGGAGCUGCCGCGGCGGUGCCCGCUCGCCCGCCGGGCUGGGGCACGGGAGGGGGCCGCGCCGCCGGCCGCUGAGGCGCUGCCGCCUGGAAUGAAGAGGAGGAGGAAGAGAGGAUGUUCCUUCGGCACUCGGGCUGCCUCCCCUCCCGCCGCUGCCGGGCUGCGCCGCGUGUGGAAAUGGCACUUUCUCUGCCUAACGAGAUGGGACUGAAUGGGGUCGCCAGCCUCCUCCGCACACACGAGCGGGAGCAGCAGCCUCGGCGCUGAUAUUUGGGGAAGGGAGGUUGUGUUGUGGGCGCCUUUUUUUUUUUUUUUUAAUUUUUUUUGUUUGUUUUCUCUUUUUUGGGGGAGGGCGAGAGGGGGGAAAGCAGCGUGUAUUUUGUGGGUGCAAACCCGGGACUUUGCAAAACAAUCUCCGCCCCCGAGAGGAUAUUUAAUCUGCAACAGAGAUCGCUGCUCGCGGAGGCAAACUUGAGCCGGGGAAGGGGAGCAGGGAGCGGAGGAAGGGGACCCCCGCCCCGCUCCCGGCCCCGCCGGAGCCCGACCCCUGCAAAGGAAGAUGCGUCUCUCCCGGCAGCUGCUCUUGGGACAAGACUUUCGUCUGGACUGAUCGAGACUGGACUUUUUAAGGACGAGCUUACCCAUCUAAGGGCGAUUUGGGCAUAAACAGCAACACAAACUCUGAUUUGGUGCUGGAAGCUGCCUCGGCCACUGAACAGCUGCUCUCACCCUGCUUCUGUCCCUCCCCCGUCCUGUUCUCAAAAGAGGAUCCUGAGCUAUUUUGCCGGUUUUUUUUUUUUAAUUGUUGUUGCAUGAAUUUUAUUUUAGGUGGUUGCCUUUUACGGCUGGCUUGUCUGUUUUGGGGUCUUGCAGACUGCGAGCUGCAGUAGCAGCUCCACCGCCUCUCGUCAUGGCUAGCCCCACGGAUAAUAACGAGGGCUUCUUCUCAGAUGUCAGAAAGGUGGGUUACUUGCGCAAACCCAAGAGCAUGCAUAAACGAUUUUUCGUGCUGAGGGCAGCCAGUGAGUCUGGACCCGCCCGGCUGGAGUAUUAUGAGAAUGAGAAGAAAUGGAGACACAAGUCAGGGGCCCCCAAGCGCUCUAUCCCACUAGAAAGCUGCUUCAACAUCAACAAACGGGCUGACUCCAAAAACAAGCACCUGGUGGCCCUCUACACCAAGGACGAGCACUUUGCCAUUGCAGCUGACAGCGAGCCUGAACAGGAGAGCUGGUACCAAGCGCUGCUGCAGUUGCACAACAGGGCCAAGGGCCACCACCACCUCCAUCACCAUCACCACCACCACCACAGCGAUGUCACCUUUGGAGGCAACAGCAUGGGACUGGGGGAAGCAGGUGAGGACAGCUAUGGUGAGGUAGCCCCUGGCCCAGCUUUUAAAGAAGUUUGGCAAGUAAUUCUGAAGCCUAAGGGCCUAGGCCAGACAAAGAACCUGAUUGGCAUCUACCGCCUGUGCCUGACUAACAAGACCAUCAGCUUUGUGAAGCUCAAUUCAGAUGCGGCUGCUGUGGUGCUGCAGCUGCUCAAUAUCCGCCGCUGUGGUCACUCUGAGAACUUCUUCUUCAUUGAGGUGGGACGCUCAGCUGUCACUGGGCCCGGUGAGUUCUGGAUGCAAGUGGAUGACUCAGUGGUGGCUCAGAACAUGCAUGAAACUAUCCUGGAGGCCAUGCGAGCCAUGAGUGAGGAAUUCCGGCCCCGCAGCAAGAGCCAGUCCUCCUCAAACUGUUCCAACCCCAUCUCUGUGCCCCUUCGCAGCAGGCACCAUGUCAACAACCCUCCACCUAGCCAAGUGGGCCUCAGUCGGCGGUCCAGAACGGAUGUCACGGCCACUUCUCCUGCUGGUGGUGGAGGUACAGGUGGCAAACCCAGCUCUUUCCGGGUUCGAGCAUCAAGUGAUGGGGAAGGCACAAUGUCAAGACCUGCCUCUGUGGAUGGUAGCCCAGUUAGUCCCAGUGCUAACCGGACUCAUUCGCAUAGACACCGUGGCACCAGGCUCCAUCCUCCACUCAACCACAGCCGGUCCAUCCCAAUGCCUUCCUCGCGCUGCUCUCCUUCAGCCACCAGUCCAGUCAGCCUGUCAUCCAGCAGCACGAGUGGCCACGGCUCCACCUCAGACUGCCUGUUUCCACGAAGGUCCAGUGCUUCGGUUUCCGGCUCCCCUAGCGACGGUGGAUUUAUUUCUUCUGAUGAGUACGGUUCCAGCCCAUGUGACUUUCGCAGCUCUUUCCGCAGUGUGACCCCUGAUUCAUUGGGACACACCCCACCAGCCCGGGGUGAUGAAGACCUCAACUACAUCUGUAUGGGGGGGAAGGCCACCUCCUCUUGCUGCAGCUUGGCAGCCCCCAAUGGCCACUUCAUCCCACGCACCUGCCACCCACAGCAGCAGCCCCGCUAUCCUAGUACGCCCUGCUGUCCUCGAGGUGGUAGUGAGGAGGUUGCCGAUUUAGAGAAGGCAUUCAGGAAGCGGACUCACUCUGCAGGCACUUCACCCACCAUCUCCCACCAGAAGACACCCUCACAGUCUUCAGUGGCCUCCAUUGAGGAGUACACGGAGAUGCUGCCUUCUUACCCCUGUGGCAGCAGCCGGCUGCCCUCCUACCGCCAUUCAGCCUUUGUGCCCACUCACUCUUAUCCAGAGGAGUGCCUGGAGAUGCACCACCUGGACAGUGGCCAUCAUCGGACCAACUCUGCCCCGCACACGGAUGAUGGCUACAUGCCCAUGUCACCUGGUGUAGCCCCUGUGCCCAGUGGUGGGGCGCCCCCAAAGGGUGGUGACUAUAUGCCCAUGAGUCCUAAGAGCGUGUCGGCUCCACAGCAGAUCAUCAACCCUGGCAGGGGGGGCCGCCACCCUCCAGCCACAGUGGACUCCAACGGCUACAUGAUGAUGUCCCCCAGCGGCAGCUACUCCCCCGACAACAGCUCUGCAGGCUAUGGCAAGAUCUGGACAAAUGGUGCCGGCCACCACCCAAAACUCUCGGUAGAGAGCAACGAAGGGACUCCCUGCGGCGGCAGCGACUACAUCAACAUGUCCCCAGCCAGCGGCUCCACCACCAGCACCCCGCCUGACUGUUACUUCGGGGAUGCGGGGCAGCCGGGGGUGGAGGAGGUGGCCACGGCAGCGCACCACAAACCCAUCUACUCCUACUUCUCGCUGCCGCGCUCCUUCAAGCACGUGCACCGGCGGGGCGGCGGCAGGGUGGCCGAGGAGGAGCCCCAGCCCCGCAUCGCGCUCGGCUCCAGCCGCCUCCUCUACGCCGCCGAGGAUUCGUCCUCGUCCACCAGCAGCGACAGCCUGGGCGGCGGCGGCGGCCCCGAGGGCGGCCCCCCUCCGCAAGCGCAGCCCCCGCGCAAGGUGGACACGGCCGUGCAGACCAAGGGCCGCCUGGCGCGGCCCACGCGGCUGUCGCUGGGCCCCAAGGCCAGCACCCUGCCCCGGGCCCGCGAGCAGCCCCCGCUGCUGCUGCCCCCGGAGCCCAAGAGCCCCGGCGAGUAUGUCAACAUCGAGUUCAUCGCCGGCGAGAAGCCGCCCUUUCCCUCGGGCGCCCUGGGCAUGGCCCUGCCGCCGCCGGGCAGCGAGGCGGCCGAGGAGUACAUGAACAUGGAGCCGGGCCCGCCGCGGGCCCCCUGCCCGCCCGUCGCCGCCGUGCGGGCGGCCCGGCCCGGCCGGGACUACGUGGCGAUGCAGCGCGGGGGCGCCGCGGCCGCCGGGGGCUCCUGCUCGGACUGCGCCGACAGCCCGUCCCCCGGCUCGCCCGCCCGCCCGCUCAGCUACGCCGAGGUGCGGGGGGGCCGCGCCGCCCCCGAGACCCCGCCGGCGGCCGCCACCGCGGCGUCCCCGGAGCUGCCGCGGCCGCCGGCCGAGCUGUCGGCGGCGCCGCCGCGCUCCUCCUCCCUGCUGGGGGGCCUGGGCACGGGCAGCGCCUUCACCCGCGUCAGUCUCAGCCGUCGCAACCAGAGCGCCAAGGUGAUCCGCGCCGACCCGCAGGGCGGCCGGCGGCGGCACAGCUCCGAGACCUUCUCGUCCACGCCGAGCGCCGCCCGCGGGGCGCCGGGCGGGCUCGGGGCGCCCUUCCCGUGCGGCGGCGGGGGCGCCGAGGAGGUGAAGCGGCACAGCUCGGCCUCCUUCGAGAACGUGUGGCUGCGGCCCGGCGCGGGGGAGGCGGCCGCCCGCAGGGAGCCGGGAGGCGCGCCCGCCCUGGAGAACGGGCUCAACUACAUCGACUUGGACUUGGUGAGGGACUGCGGCCACCGUCGCCACCACCACCCGCACGCCCCCGCCGAGGCGAAGCAGCCGCUGCCGCCGAAGCCCCCGGGGCAGCCGCGCGGGAGCGGCCACUGCGGCGAGGACCUGAGCGCGUACGCCAGCAUCAGCUUCCAGAAGCGGGAGGAGAUGUAGGAGCCGGGCGCCCGCCGGGGAAGAACGAUGACCUACACAACCUCAACAAAUCCUUCUUUUAAACUCAUGGGUAUCAAGACUAUAAAUGUUUCAUGCUAUCACAACUAGGACCUCACCUCCUCCUCCUCCUCCUCUUCCUCUGUAAAUGGGUACGAUGCAUCCAGUUCAGUUUGUUUACUUUACACAAACCUCAGGAGUUAGUUGACUGAGCUGCACAUCCUGUGUUGUGCCAAGCAGAAGCACUGUGACACCUGGACAACGAGUCUCUCUUACUUCAUCCUCUACCAUAAGGACUUAGCUGGCCACAUGAACUGAUGUGCCCACCACUGUGUCAUGGUGAGAAUGGGUAUUUUACUAGCACAUUUACACAACUUCAUUUGCUGCUGAAAACCUGUAUGACAAAUCAUCAUUGUAAAUUAUUACAUACAAAACUUAAUGUUGGUUGAAGAGUAUUAAAUAUUUAACAUAGUUUUUGAUUUAUACAUGUACUUUUUUAAUUAAAAUGUAACUUUUCCUACAGCACAUCUUUUUUGAUGUGGAACUGAGGUAUACUAUAUUCUGUUGUAAACAGAGUGGGAAACCUGCUUAAAACAAGGCUUCUAAGAAUAGAGUAGGGUACUAUUCUUGUUUUAAGAUUGUAAUUCAGAAAAUAAUAUAAUAUGAGUCAUUGGUCCCUGGGCCUUGAUUGUACAGUCAUAUUUACUGAUACUAUCAGUUGUAAGAUAACCCUGAUGUUGAGUUGAAUUCUUUCCAAAAGAAAAAUAAUUUUGUACUCCUUGUAAAAUAAUAGUCUGUAUUAACUACAAUGAAGACAAACGUUACUGUACAUGGUAUUUACAAGUGUCAACUCGAAUUCAUCAAUUGCACAGGAACCGACAAAAAAAUCAGAAAAAGGAAAUCAAAGUCUUCCAUUGUAUAUAUUGUAAAGAAGAAAAACAAAAAAAAAACCAACAGAAAACCACAAAACAAAAUGAAAACAAAAAAAGGGUGAACUUUUCAAAUUGACUCUUUCCCUGGAAUGAAAAUGUGGGUGUUUGUAAAUUCUGGAAAUCUCUUUCUAUAUGUAAUAAACUAGAUACUGUUUUAUCUGCUGUA